Molecule: messenger RNA, 408 nt
Organism: Erigeron canadensis
Lineage: Eukaryota; Viridiplantae; Streptophyta; Magnoliopsida; Asterales; Asteraceae
Exons: 3
Coding region: 75-401 (108 amino acids)
Source: RefSeq, a predicted model, not a curated record
GCACCAUCCAUCUCUCCUAUAUAAUCAGUAAAUCUCUAUGUUUACUAUGUGGUCGCAAACGGAGAUAAGAUGACAUGGAUGACACAAUUGAUUUUGAAGAAGUUUUAGAGGAUGAGCCUCAUGAAACAGGUGAAAUUGCUAAUAUUGAUGAACAUGGGUAUUUGGUUGGUUUAGAAUCUGAAAGUGAAGAUAUUAAUGUAGACCUUGGGUCUGAGGAAAGGGAAGAUAUUGUUGAACAUGUUAAUAUCGAGUCUGAGAUAUUUGAAGAUACUGAGUUAACAGGACAGGUCUUUGAAGAUGAUAACAUUAUGGGGAAGGUUUUCGAUACCGUCGAUGAUGCAUAUAUCAGGUGGAUAAUCAUGAAAAAGAAGCGUGAGAUGGGAUCACAAGAAUCAAGUUGAAGCUUUU